Parasteatoda tepidariorum (common house spider) is the source of this 495-nucleotide messenger RNA. The record is from RefSeq and is a predicted model, not a curated record. Lineage: Eukaryota; Metazoa; Arthropoda; Arachnida; Araneae; Theridiidae.
AUGAGAUUUCCCAAUGAACUGUUGGUGGAGGUGGCAUCUCAAAGACUUCUUAAAGAAGAUUGCCUAGAAAGAGGUUGGGUGAUGUUCAACUUCCCUGACACAAAGAAACAGGCUGAUCUUCUGAUACAAUCACUGCAGGGAUUUCAAGCAAAUAGAGCAAUAUUUCUUGGGGUGACUUUAUGGAAUUGCAUGGAGCGAGUCGAGCCCCGGAGAUUAGAUCCCUUUACAGGUCAGAUGUAUCAUUUAAAUCAGCGACCCUGCUUCCAGAGAGUGGCCAUGAGUCGCCUGAUUCAGUUGCCUCAAGAUUCUGCGGAAUCAGUGAAGGCAGAACACGAGAUCUACUCUCGAAAUGUUACUGAACUCAGAAGUUUCUUCAGCACCUGUUUGCCCGAAGAUAUUGUGACCGAAGUGGACGCAAACCCUUCCAUUGAAGAUGUGUUUGAAUCGGUGCAGGGAGCUAUUUUGAAGUCAACGAAAAUCCAGAUUCCAUUUUAA